AUGACGGCGGCCAUCGCAAUUUUUGAGUGGGCCACAGGGCCUUGGCCAACAGAGGUCCCGUGUGUUCACCCAGCCCCUGUUUUUAUCGCCCCGCUCCGCUCCGCAGCCAACGACGCCAUGCUGCUGAAGUCGGGCUGGAAGGGGAUGGGGGGGGCGCCCGGGGCAGAGCGGCGCUCUGAGGGCCCCGGGGGGACCGCCACGCCCUCCCUGCAGAACACUCUCUGGUGCCACUGCUACCACCAGUGUCCCGACAACGCCGUCAACAACACCUGCCCUACGGAUGGCUACUGCUUCACCAUGGUGGAGGAGGAGGGGGGCGUGGAGGUACACACGGCUGGGUGCAUCGGCCUGGCUGGCUCCGAGUUCCAAUGCAGGGACAACGUGAACGCCCGUCUGAGGCGAGUGCUGGAGUGUUGCACAGACCGGGAUUACUGCAACAAAGACCUGCACCCCGCUCUGACCCCGCUAACAGUGCCAGAUUUCGUGGACAGUAGUAUCCACCUCAUGGCUCUCUUCAUCUCCAUCACGGUCUGCACUAUUAUCCUGGGCCUCAUCAUCGCCUUCUGGUAUUUCAGAUAUAAGCGGCAGGAGUCACGCCCGCGCUACAGUAUCGACCUGGAACAGGAUGAGACCUACAUACCCCCUGGAGAGUCCCUGAAGGAUCUCAUCGAGCACUCCCGCAGCGUGGGCUCCGGGUCGGGCUCAGGGCUCCCCCUGCUGGUGCAGCGCACCAUCGCCAAGCAGAUCCAGAUGAUGAAGCAGGUGGGGAAGGGGCGCUACGGGGAGGUGUGGAUGGGCCGGUGGCGCGGCGAGAGGGUGGCCGUCAAGGUGUUCUUCACCACCGAGGAGGAGAGCUGGUUCAGGGAGACGGAGAUCUACCAGACCUUCCUCAUGAGGCACGACAACAUACUGGGAUUCAUAGCGGCGGACAUCAAGGGCACUGGCUCAUGGACGCAGCUCUACCUGAUCACUGACUACCACGAGAACGGCUCGCUGUACGACUACCUCCGCUCCAACACGCUGGACGUGCGCGCGCUGCUCAAGCUGGCCUACUCCGCCAUCUCGGGCCUCUGCCACCUGCACACGGAGAUCUACGGCACGCAGGGCAAGCCCGCCAUCGCCCACCGCGACCUGAAGAGCAAGAACAUCCUGGUGAAGAGGAACGGCUCCUGCUGCAUCGCCGACCUGGGCCUGGCGGUCAAGUUCAACAGCGAUACCAACGAGGUGGACAUCCCCCCCAACCUGCGGGUGGGCACCAAGCGCUACAUGCCCCCCGAGGUGCUGGACGAGAGCCUGAACCGAAACUACUUUCAGUCCUUCAUGAUGGCCGACAUGUACAGCCUGGGCCUCAUCCUGUGGGAGAUGGCCCGCCGCUGCACGUCUGGAGGCAUCGUGGAGGACUACCAGCUGCCCUACUUCGACCUGGUGCCAGGGGACCCGUCCUACGAGGACAUGAGGGAGGUGGUCUGCAUCAAGAAACAGAGACCCUCCUUCGCCAACCGCUGGAGCAGCGACGAGUGUUUACGGCAGGUGGGCAAGCUGAUGUCCGAGUGUUGGGCUCACAACCCGGCCUCCCGCCUGACCGCCCUGAGGGUGAAGAAGACCCUGGUCAAGAUGCUGGAGUCCCAGGACAUCAAGUUGUGACCUGAUCCCCCCCCCCCGUAGCCUCGCCAGGCCGUCCCUCACGUUCACUUCCUGUUCCUGUCGGCUGAUCGGUCUGGCCUCCAGCUCGGUUGAUGAUAGCCUCGCCCCGAAAAAGAUUUACGAAAAGCCUCCCUUAAAAAAAAAAUAGUGGCGCCCGAGAAAAGUGUAGCAACCAACGGUGCGAACAACAAAAAGGCUUUUCUCAAUUAUUUUGGCUUUACCGUAAACCGGAUUGAGCAAAGAGUAGAUAAGAUAAGAGCAUCACUCUGAUUGGCAGGAGCCUUUUGAACAACAUAAUGCCAAGAAGACCAUAUUUUGUGUUAAAUGACGGCCCAGCGGAGGCAAGACUGGCUCAUUGUGAAAGGCAAACGUGAACAUUAGGAUGGUCUGAUGAGGCUACCCCCUCCUAACGUAACCUCCUAAAGAGACUGUACACACCCUGACAAACACACACACACACACACACACACACACACACACACACACACACACACACACACACACACACACACACACACACACACACACACACACACUGACCUGAUCAAGAAAGGGUAGUAAAAAGAGAGACAUGAUAUAUGAAUGGAGGACAGGAGGGAGAUCAUGGUAUUGUAGUUGUAUUAUAGUUUUCAGGGUGAUAUCUGCAGACUGAGAGGUCUGUCGUGAACACUGCUUUCUGUGAAAGCUCAAUUUUUCGUCCGCCCCGGUCCUGUCUAGUCAUGUACUGUUCACCAUACGCUAGUCCAGUAGUUGUACGCUUCAGAGCACAGCAAAUAAAUUGAAUUGAAUUGAAGUUUAUUCAAUUCAAGACAAUUCGGUCUAGUCUAGCAUAGUCUAUCUAGCAUAGUCUAUCUAGUCUGGUCCAGGCUAGUCAGGUUUAGUCCAGUCCAGCCUUCAAAUUCAAUUAAAUUCAAUGAAUUAUAGUUCAGUUUAUUCUAGUCCAGUCAUGUCCCCUAUCAACAUUGGACAAUCAGUCGAGAUCAGUCCGGUUCAAUCCAGUUGAAUCCCUGCCCAAGCGAGUCCAGUGGUGUUCAGUCCAGUUUUUUGCGAUUAAGUCAAUUUUGUGUAAAGGGAUUUAGGUAGGCAUGAAGCUGCUGACCCCUAUGGGCAGGGGGUGGGAAUACACUUCCUCAAGUCUCUGCCUCUUUAAGCCAUAUAACAGUAUUUGUCUUGACAAUUGUUCUUUUGUACUGUAAUAGGCAUCAUCAAAGGGGUUGUGUCUGUUUUCUGCGCAUGAGACAGAGACCGCACAAUGUAAACAGCAGACGGCCAUGUCAGCCAAAGCAUUUUGUUAUUCCAAAGAAGUGCUCAGUGACCUCUAUGUAAAAUACCGUUAACUUAAAAUGAUUAUUAUCAAUAUUAUUAUUAUUGUUAUUAUUAUUAACAAGAAGAUGUGCAACUUGACUGCCAAAAACGCGAGAGAACACAAACAAGACAAGGAAGGUAAACACUUAAUCACUGGCAGGUUUGAUUUUUGCUCAAAUAAAUAAGCAAUCUCAUCUUAACAGCAUUCUAGGUCCCAAUCAUUGGUUUAUUCAGGAAUCAUGCAAUUACCAGUCACGAAAAAAAAUAAACUUUUGUUUGUGAAAUGAAGUCUCAAAACCGGAUAAAAAAAACAAACUGCUCUUACUUUGUAACAGUCUCCCUCAUACUUUCUUCUUCCUUCUCGCAAUUGUAUAUAAUAAAAAAAUAUGAGAUUUAUUGA
Messenger RNA from Gadus morhua (Atlantic cod), 3349 nucleotides. It is a transcript of the gene bmpr1bb, whose product is annotated as bone morphogenetic protein receptor, type IBb. Gene Ontology annotation, biological process: cell surface receptor protein serine/threonine kinase signaling pathway; protein phosphorylation; cellular response to growth factor stimulus. The record is from RefSeq and is a predicted model, not a curated record. Gene Ontology annotation, cellular component: plasma membrane; signaling receptor complex. Gene Ontology annotation, molecular function: transmembrane receptor protein serine/threonine kinase activity; ATP binding. NCBI's taxonomy places the organism in Eukaryota, Metazoa, Chordata, Actinopteri, Gadiformes, Gadidae.